AUGGGUAAUAAUACUUCUAGUACUAGAAAAUCAACAGCUAGCCGGUAUAAUCUGGGCAAUAUUCGAAAAUCGUCGACUUCUACGAACAACUAUCAUAAUUUAGAUGAGGAGUUCAGCGAUUUGAUAUUGCACCAGGUAAAACGCAAGCAGGAUGAGAAACACGGUCGACAGAAGGAACAACAAAACGAGCCAUCAGGGAUUCACACUCAGAAUAGUUCAGGGACAGAUGGGUCCAACAGGAGCAUGCAGCAGCAAUACCAUCAAUUUUCGAAUGACUUGAUAGAAGAUGAGUUCAAUGAGUUGAAUGCCGGAUUACUUGAUGUAGACGGCACCGAAGUGGCACGGAACAUUUUACCCAACAGCGACUACAACAGCGACGCAAUGGAUACGUCCGAAGACCACUCGAUAUCGAGUGGUCUGUCAAUGCCCCAGAGGGGUGACACACCGACUCCUAACUUGAGCAAGGUGGAUUUUACUAAGAUUGCAGUGGCACCGUCCAAUGCUGAAGAUGUGAACAUGAAUUCAUAUGUUGCAUCUCCAGUGGGUAAAAGCAAUAUUUCUAGCAAGUCUAAGAAUGGCAGACGUAUCCCAGUCGAAAUUAAAUGGGUGAAUUCAAACAAAGAAAACAUUCUGAAGAUAUCGAUAAUCGGGUCAUUUUCGAAUUGGAGGAAUAUUAUCCACUUAUCGCAGUCAUCCCAACACGAGAACGAAUAUGUCACUACAAUCAAAUUACCGUUAGGUGUCCACAAAUUGUUAUAUAUAAUAAACAACGAAUAUAGGGUCAGUGACCAAUUACCUACUGCCACCGACCAUGAGGGGAUAUUUUUCAAUUGGUUUGAAGUGUUAGAUGAAGUUCAUCUUUUCAACCAUUCACACAACCAGCCAAAUCAUGUUGGUGCGUCUUCAGAUUAUGAUGCCAAUAUCAUUCUGUCACUUUCACAAGGCGAGACUCAAACUGCUGGUAGGUAUGAAGUAGACAAAAUCAGAAAGAAGCUGAACAGCUUCUUAGCCAAGGUGAGUAAAAGUGAAGCGUUUCCGGAUGUUGAACAUGUGGAAUACAUGCCCGAAAAUUCUCCUUCUCCUGCGAUCGGACCACAAACAGUAGAAGAAUUAGUAGCACCUAGACCUUAUGCCGAACGCAUGCAAUCGGAUGAUUGUUCCACCACAACCAACGAAUCGAAUAAGUACGUGCCUUAUCAUGAAAAAUUAUCGUCAUCAUUCUUGGCAGAUUAUCAAAAAUCGGCCUUGAGUUAUUCGAGCGAAAUUCCGGAAAUGUUUGUGAAUUACGAUUACUUUAAGAGCAAAGGUCCAGACUACGAGCUACCGGAACCACCCCAAUUACCAGCACAUUUAAACAAUGUGUUGUUAAACAAGAUGUCAUCUAACCAACAACAAAACCAUGCUCAAAACAUUCCUAUGGUUCCACCUACAAUCACCGAUCAUCAACAUUACCAGCAAGUUCAGCAGAUACAAUCUAGCCAAUACCCAUAUGACUACCAAACUUCUUCUGUAGUCCCUAACAAUUCUUCAAAGAGACCUCCUUUAAGAAGAGCAGACAGUUCAUAUUACGCUUCAAAUCAAGAGGCAUAUCACUUGUCGAUUCCUAACCACGUAAUAUUGAACCACCUUAUGACCACAUCUAUAAGAAACGAUGUUUUAAUAGUGGCAUGUAUUACAAGAUAUUCAGGUAAAUUUGUAACUCAGAUAAUGCACUCACCUGCAGAUACAUGA
Molecule: messenger RNA, 1731 nt
Organism: Debaryomyces fabryi
Lineage: Eukaryota; Fungi; Ascomycota; Pichiomycetes; Serinales; Debaryomycetaceae
Gene: KIS2
Product: Kis2p
Exons: 1
Coding region: 1-1731 (576 amino acids)
Biological process (GO): signal transduction
Cellular component (GO): cytoplasm; nucleus; nucleotide-activated protein kinase complex
Molecular function (GO): protein kinase binding
Source: RefSeq, a predicted model, not a curated record